AUGGUUUAUCACAAAGAGAAAACCCAAAUAGCCACCAGCGAGGUAAAGGAACAUUGCUGGCUUCCUAAGACUCUUGCAGUACUGUCCACCCGUCAACAUCACCUUCCCCUGAAGAUGUCUAUUAUCUGUACUUUGAUGGUUAAUACUUUUGUGUUUAUCUGUAGUAUGUCAUGCAUCGAGCAGUGUCUUCUCCACCUGGGGAAAACCCGCCCUCGGCCAGGGUGCAGGCUUCGAGUCCGAGGCAAUGGAGCCGGUUCCAGGAGGCAGAGAGCGCAAGGCGGGCGGCACAGCUCACGGAUUCUCCGAACUGGGCGGCGCGGUGCCGCUGGAACUAGGGCGGAGGAGGCGAGAGGCUCGUUGCCUGGCGACCGAGCGCGUCCCCUCUUUGCCUGCGAACCGUUGGGUCUCGCUAGGCCUUUGCGGGUCAAAGGGCAGGUUGGAUACCCCGCAGGCCGCCCCGGCGCAGCAAGGCCACUUGAAUCACCGCAGGGGCGGCCUCGGAGCCAGGUCCAAUUUGCCAACAUGUCCAUGAUCCCGAAGCAUUUCGGACUGAAAACUAGGGAAGAGUCUUACAUGUUUAAAGAGCUUGAGAAGCUUCGCCAGGAGACGAAAAGGGAUUUCCUUCAAUUCAAGCAGAAGCUGGCCUGCAGGCCGGCUGUAGAGGGCAGCUCUGACUACUCUCCCCAGGCCUCGGGCCCGGUCUGCCCCAGGGAGAAGAGGCGCGUGCUGUUCACCGCGCCUCGAGGGCUCGAAGGCUCGCUGCAGACCGAGGGCCCCGCGACCGCGGCCGCCGCGCGCCGCUCGGCGCCCCCCGGGGCCGCGUCCAGAGCGGCGCGCGACAACGGCGAGGACGCCCGGCUGGCUGCACUGCGCACGCGCGCCGCCCCCAGGUCCAUCCAGGAGAUCAUCGCCUCGCUGCAGUCCGAGGACCAGCUGGCCUCCGACCAGGCCAUCAGAGAGCUCAUAGAGAGCGUCCUGGGCCAGAACUACGACAUUAGAAUGGAAGAUAUAUCUUUAAUGGGAAAAAUAUAUGUCAAAAUACCUCAGGGGCAAGCAGAAACACCGAAGAUCGAAGCAGAGCAAGUCUCACAGAUGACUGAUGAGGAACCUAAUAGGAGUGUGUCUGAGGAGCUUCCUGAUGAUGGCUCAAGUAUUUACCAGAUUGAACAGGAGGGCAUAUCAGACUGGCCAUCCUUAGAUGCAGAAGACAUAGCAUUUAAAUUUGAAGAAUCAUUGGAAACACAUCCAACAGAGGAACCAACUAUAUAUGUAGAAGAAGGGCAUCACAAAAGCGACUCAAAAGUACCCAAGCAAGUAUCUGUAAAGGUGCAAUCAUCAGAAUUCUUGCAAAUCAGAGGGAAAGAAGUUAAGCGAACACGAAGAAGUAAAUCAGAAACUCCACCACUGAGACGAAAAAAGUCUUUAAAACCCCAAGUAGAUCCAAAACUACUUAAAAAGAUCCCACAGGUCCACCCCACGCCUCACCUUCACCAUCUGUGCACCGCUGCCCCUGCCCAGCAGCUGCCAGUUGAACUGCACCUGGCCUCUCGCAUGUGCCAUACCGCUGACAAGAAAGGCCACAGCGCCCCACUCGGAGUCUUUGGACCAUCUUUCCUAGGCGAUUACUUUGCAGAUGAACAAAGAGAUCGAAUACUGUAUGGAAUUCCUGUUACGGAUGAAAACCAAGAAAGUGUCAGCGUUCCUCCAGUGCCAUCAAGGCUGCCCUCUGAAACAGCACGGAAAACUAGGUGGCGUUUUCACAACCCACACCUGGAACUCUUGGGACAGGAAAUGUGUGCUUAUCCAGGAUUUACAAAAAUGUUUUGGAAUCCAGCUGCACCAAAAUUUGCUGUUCCAGAGUCUGUCAUGAAGGAAACUGUAUAUCCACAAUAUGAGAGGAUUCAAGGAAGCAGAAUUUUAACUAAGAAAUUUUUAAGUGACAGCAUGGAAAAUCUCAUUGUGUAUGAUAACAGAAAUCUUCAGUCUUUCUUACUAAGAAAAUGUGUAUCGCUUGAAAAUAUCCAGAGUUUCCAUUGUCAACAUUCAACACAACUGAAGAGAGCAAAAUCCACAGUUGAAUUGAGUAAGGAAGAGGCUAUCACACCAAUAGAAAUCAAGGAUGAUACGCAAAGCAACAUAAAAACAAUGAUGUUCCAGAGAACAAAGGAGUUGGAGCACCAGCUAGCUAAGCAAAACAAAGCCGAAGAGCCUCCUACCCCUGUGAGAGAAAGUAUAGAUGACAUCUUAGACAACAUUCAGGAAGAAUUCAGUUCAAAAGAUCUGCCACUCUCUCUCAUUGAAGCAUCAAAACAAGCAGGCAUUACUUACAUUGUUUAUCCCAAGAAAAAAAAGAAAUGGAAGAAAGGACUGAAAUCUGAAAAAUUUACAAUUGUGUGUGAAGAGUUAUCUAAACCUCCAAACAUGAUUACAAGAUCAGUAUCUCAUGGAAUACUUCCUGGACAGAAGAAAUAUUUCCUCAGAGUUCCAUUAUAUGAACGUCUAACACGUAGCCCCAGUUUACCUAAUAUUUUAAAUUUCGAUAAAUUGGUCAAAAGGAAAGGAGGAAUGCUAGAAAAUAGUGACCCUUACAUGUGGGUCCGUGAUACACUCUUUAAAGAUAAACUUCAGAAAACCACCACAAAUGUUGUUGAAGUAACUGUAAAAAGAGACCUUCCUGAAAGCACAGAGGAACCACCAAAAGUACAGUUAAGUGAUUCUUUGGCGUGUGAUCUCCCACCAGAGGUCAUAAAACAUUAUGAGUCUGAAGUGGAAAUCUUGACUGAAGAAAUCAAUGAGAAGAAAACAUUUCCUGCAUUUGCAUAUUGUAGACGUGGAGCAAUUUAUAGGAAACUGGGCAAGUUGCAGAGUGCCAUGAACGAUCUACAGGAAGCUAUUCUCUUGGAGCCAUUGUUUCUCAAUGCCUAUUGGCACCGGCAUUUCAUUUAUAUAUUUCAAGACAAAAUGAAUGAGGCUUUGGAUGACUUGAAUUAUAUAAGUAAAUAUAAUAAAAAUAAUGCAGAUGUGUAUUUGUCUAAGGCUGAAAUUUACAGAAGAAGCAACAACAUUACUUUGACAAUUCUAAACUAUAGCCAGGCAAUUAAGUACAGGCCCACAGAUGCUGAUAUCUAUUUCAGGAGGGGUGAAGUUUAUGAAAAAGAGAACAGAAUGCUGGCCGUUGAUGACUUUUCUAAAUGUAUCUUCUAUGAUCCCAAAAGAACAGAUGCAUUAUUGAAACGUGGGAAAUUUUACUUUGAAAAUGAAAAUUGGAUUUCAGCCAUAUACGAUUUUACAGCUUUGUUAAAGAUAGAGCCGCAAAAUUAUGAAGCAUGGACAUAUCGAGGGAAAGCAUAUUUUAGAAGGCGCCUUUAUAAACAAGCAACUGAAGACUUUUCUAUUGCCAUUCAUUUAGACCCUAAUAACUGGGUAGCACUGUAUUAUCGAGCAUGCAUAUUUAGAAAGAGUAAUCCUCUUAGAGCACUACAGGAUUAUAGUGUUUCAGCUCUCAUAAAUGAUGGCUAUGAGAAUCUGAGCUGUUUUCUACAUCGGGGCAUAGUUUAUGCACAUCUAAAACUUUGGUUGCUGGCAAUUUGUGACUUUGAAACUGUCAUUUCUCUAGAAAGAACUUCUACUUUGGCUUAUGUAAAUAUUGGCCUCAUACAUAUGUUACAUCUGGAUAAUUACACUGAAGCCAUUUGGCACUUUUCUGAGGCUAUUAGAGUUGAUCCUUUGUAUAUUCAGAGUUAUAUGUGUAGAGCAGAAACCUAUUAUAAGUUGCAUAGAUGGAAGAGUGCAGUGAACGAGUUAUCUCGUGCUAUCCAUCUUCAGCCAGAUGGAAUUCAAUUAUAUAUAAUAAGAGGACAAUAUCUUCUUAUGAUGAAAUGUUAUGAUCUUGCAAAGUUCACUAUUUAUCAAGUAGCAGAAAUGAACAAAGGUCUCAUUGGGUUGAGUCCAAUACAACAAGCACACAUUUAUUCAUUCUGUGAAAACCAUGAAAAGGCCAUUCAGGUCUUGGAUGGGAUGUCAUGGAGUAGAUCAGAGAUGACCAUGUUUACGUUAUUAGCAAAAGCCCAAAUGAAGGCUAAGAAAAUCAAGGAAGCUGUGAGAAUGUUUAAGAAGGCCUUAGAAGUCUUUUCGAAUUCUAACAAAGGACCCAAUGCCGUAGCUCUUUCAAUAGACUGUCUACAUAACUUAGGUCUUUGUUACAUGGUGGAAGGCAACUUGCAAAUGGCUUUUGAUUAUUUUACAAAAGCUGUGAGAGCGAAUCCGGAUUUUGCAGAAGGCUUCUAUCAACGAGGGCUUUGUAAAGUAAAACUCCAGAAGGAUAACUCGAUUCUGGAUUUUAAUCGUGCGAUUGCUCUCAAUCCGAAACAUUUCCAGGCAUAUUUAAGCAGAGUAGCCUUCUAUGGCUUAAAAGGCAGAUACUCAAAAGCAAUUUUGAACUGUAAUGAGGCCAUCAGAAUUUACCCUCAGAGUGUGCGUGCCUAUCUCUACAGAGGAGUUCUCAAGUACUACAACAAGAGUUACAAACUAGCGAUUACAGAUUUAACUACGGCUAUCAACAUGGACAAAAACAAUUAUGUAGCAUUUUAUAACAGAGCAAUUUGUUACACCAAGAUAAAGGAACUUCACAUGGCAUUAAUAGAUUUUGGAGUUGUGCUGCUCCUUGAUGCUGGAGAAACUGUAACAUUAAAUACCUUCAUUAAUCGUGGACUCAUCUACACAGAACUAGAGCAGUAUGGCUUUGCAUUAGAGGCAUGGAGAAGUUUCCCCAUCCGCUUUUGCUGUGCUGAAUAUCAAAGCCAGCGCCUUGCACAUGCAAAGGGCAUAUGCUCUACUAUUGGGCUGUAUCCUAACUCCAAAAUCCCUAUUCUUGAAGUCAAGGAUUUUAAACAAGCUGCGUUGCUAAGCCAGACUAACGUCAGUCUUUUUCAAGCUACUGCCAUGUGCCACCACAGAAUUCAAGAAUUCAAAGAAGCUAUCAAUUUCUUUAGCCAAGCUCUUACAAUUAACCCACUUUUUCUGGAUGCUUAUAUUGGACGGGGGAAUUCUUACAUGGAAUAUGAAGAUGAGGAAGCCAUCAAGCAAGCACAGAAGGACUUUCUGAAAGCACUGCAUCUUAAUCCAUUAUGCACAAAAGCCAGAAUUAGUCUGUGCUAUAAUUUGCAGGCCCUAGGAAAAUUGCAGAAAGCUUGGAACCACUUUACCAUCACCAUGGAAAUUGAUCCACAGAGCUACCUGGCCUAUGAAGGAAGAGCUGUGGUCUGUCUUCAAAUGGGUAUUAAUUUUGCUGCAAUGCAAGAUAUUAAUGCAGCUAUAAAGAUCAAUACUACAGCGGAGUUCUUAACAAAUCGCGGUGUGAUUCAUGAGUUUAUGGGUCAGCGACAGAACGCAAUGAAAGACUACCAAGCAGCAAUUGCUCUAGACCCCAAGUACUCGCUGGCUUACUUCAAUGCCGGAAAUAUCUACUUUCACCACAGGCAGUUUUCUCAGGCCAGUGACUACUAUUCAAAGUCUUUAAUGUUUGAUCCAGAAAAUGAAUAUGUUCUCAUGAAUCGAGCUAUUAUAAAUACAAUAUUAAGUAAAUAUGAAGAUGCAAAAGAAGAUUUUGCAUAUGUAAUUGACCACUGUCCCUUUUGGGCUGCAGCAUAUUUUAACAGAGCACAUUUGUACUGCUGUUUAAAACAAUAUGAACUGGCUGAGGAAGAUCUUAGUAGAGCACUGUCUCUGAAGCCUAAUGAUGUGCUGGUGUAUAACCUCAGAGCAGAAGUUCGUGGUAAAAUAGGUCUGACUGAAGAAGCUAUGGCUGACUACAACCAAGCACUUGAUCUUGAAGAGUAUGCCUUAGUUACCUGAGUUCAUGGACUGUACUGUGAUUUCUAUGGUAGCUUACAUUUACAUGGCUAUUCUUGCUGAAACCAAAGUGUGUGUGUUCAGAAUUUUGCACUACUUUCUGCAUUUUCUUCUUUGUGCUUAGUCUUUUAUAUUGCCCUUUAAUGUAUUUUAACUUAGAUGAUUUUCUGCAUAUUUCAAAUAUAUCAGUAAUUGAAUUUCUUCAUAAAAGGCAGAAUUUAAAUGAGAAUGUUUCUCAAGGAAUAUGAAUGCUUAAAAUAUUUUCUCUAAAGUAAAAUAAUUUCCUUUGAAGUCAUAUGAUUGUAGAAAAAAUAUUAUCAACUUUUUCAUGAUUUCCUACUCAGAAUGUAUUCAACAGUAUCCAGAUAAAGGAUAAAUAUCAGAUGAUAACUAUAAAAAUGUUAAAAUUAUGCAUAUUUCCUCUUUUCUUUAAAUAAUGUAUAUACUGACCUGUUUUCUUUCUGAUACAUUUUUCCAGCAGAUAAACAUAUCUCUCUUUUUCAUGUUUCUUUCUUUCUAGGAUAGUGUCUAUAAAGAUUUCAGGCAUCCAGUGUUCUGAGACAAUCUUUUCUGCCUUUUUAGUUCUGAACUCAAAGAUGCAUAAGUAAAUACAGAUUGCAUAAGUAUACAUCAAAAUCUGUCUACACUUGUGGUUGGUGCUUCAUAGCAGUAGAUGAGUUAAAAAUUAAAACAGCUAAACAUUCUUUAUAGAAUGUCUCUAAGAGAUCUUUGAAUCAACCAGAGAACUCCUUUCUUUUAUCUCACUGAUGAUAAGCGGACUUCUGGACUUUUAUUUCAUUCAGAUUUGCUUCACCUGGCUCAUGUUCUUUCUUGGUAUAUUUUUUCCCAGCAUCUAUCCAACUCCUCAGAGGUCUAUUUCCACCGAGAUACACAUCUGGAAAGAAUACAUCUGUUUUUGGAAAGAACACAUUUGUUUUUAGGUUAGUUGCAGAUUUUUACAAUAGAAGUUGAUUUUAGUUUGUAAGUGACCAUGCAGAUGUUUCACAAUAUUUUGGGAUAAUUUUCCUUGUCACAUAUGUGGGUCCAGGAGUGAGUGAGGAAUGGGUCAUCCCUAGUGAGUCAUAUUACCUGGUGCAUCAAACCCAUGCAAUCAGUUGAUUCAGAUCCUCUUUUUCUCACUGUUCUCAAGGCCCUGUUAUCCCCACCUUAGUCACAGAUGAGAUUCAGACUGACUUGUACACCCGUAGACAGCACCUCUUCUUCUGCUGUGACGCACAUCCCACAUCACUCCCUGCUGGCCCGAGCUCCUCUGUCAGUGCUCAGAGGUUGGGUAUGUGGGCUUCCCUUGGUGCCUGUCCCCCUGUACUGCACAUGUGCAGGAGACCCAAAUCUCUAUCAUAGGAACCUUUGAUGAGGAGGAGAAGGGACAGGGAGAUAAAUUCAUCUCCCAUGCAUCUCUAGGUGCUGGCCAGAGAUACUUGAUUUACAUAGCUCCCUGAAGAAUAGUCCUGGGAGAUUAAGCAUUCGGUUGCACUUACUGGGUAGCCAGUAAAAUCACAAAGCAUACUUCAUAUUAAUGCUUUUGUUUUCCCUGCCUCCCUUCCUUUUCUCACCAUCCCUGCUUCUCUGUGAUUAAACUUGAUAAACUAAUGUCCCAAAAUCAUUUGCCUCAGAGUCUACUUUCUAGGGGAACCCAGAAUAAGCCAACUGGUAAUUUAAUAUUUUUUCCCUAACUGCACACUAGUACUUUCCACAUAAAGCAGGAUGUAAUAACCACUGGGGAACCAUACAAAGCAAGGAUCGCAGCCACAUAGUGGAGCCAGUCAUGUGUAGCUUGCCAAAAGGCUGAACAUCCCCUUGCUCAUAUUUCUUCACCUCCAAAGCUUCUUUAUGCACUGAUGGCAUCCUACUGAAGACACCUAUGGUGUUCCUUAAGAAGUAUUUAUCUCAGUCCACACAGAGGCCUGGUCAGAACUGAAGAGGGCUUAAUGGUAGAGGAGACCCUUCAACCAAUGGCAGAGAAGAGAUGAGGAGAAACUAUUCAAUUCUCUUGGCUGUUGAGGGGUAAUUUCCCUGACCUCCGUAGCAUAGCAUUCCAGAUGCCCAGUGUAUACAUUCCUCAAGAGCACAUAUUUUGUUGGUUUCUUCACUUUCCUACCCCUCCUUACCUGACUCCUUGUCUUUUGGCAAAGCUCCCCUUUGAAAUAAAUCACUUGUACUCAAAUCUUUAUCUCAGGAUGUGCUGGUAAAGGACCUGAAUGUAAAAUAGCAUUGCCAAAGAAGAGGUAUGAGAGCUGGAUUCUGAGCAGGGUAACAGCUGUGGGCAGAGAUGCUGAACAGUAAGGUCAUCCACAGAGACUGAACAUCUGCACAGACACACAGAAGCAGGAAAAUGUGAAGCAUCAUUUGAGGAGAAGCUGGAGCAGAGAAUUUCUGUGAGAAAAUGGUGGGAGGAAAAAUAGCUGUGCAGCAGAGUCAGAUAUGGAGGAUCCUCACCCUUAGAUAAAGGAAUUAAAAUUCAAAGAAAGGAGUUAACACUUGACUGUGUGUAUGAGAGAGAGCGUGGCAGAUGGGCAGAGAGGCGGUUCCUCUUCAGUCCUUUUGUUGCCCUCCAUCGUCAUAUUAGGGAACUGGGGGUUUAUAGCAUCAUCAAUAAAAAUUGGACCUUGGGAAA
This is a messenger RNA of Chinchilla lanigera (long-tailed chinchilla), 8485 nucleotides long. RefSeq names its product tetratricopeptide repeat domain 6 (gene Ttc6). The record is from RefSeq and is a predicted model, not a curated record. Gene Ontology annotation, molecular function: protein binding. NCBI's taxonomy places the organism in Eukaryota, Metazoa, Chordata, Mammalia, Rodentia, Chinchillidae.